This is a messenger RNA of Equus caballus (horse), 8771 nucleotides long. It is a transcript of the gene MDGA2, whose product is annotated as MAM domain containing glycosylphosphatidylinositol anchor 2. Gene Ontology annotation, cellular component: membrane. The record is from RefSeq and is a predicted model, not a curated record. Gene Ontology annotation, molecular function: protein binding. NCBI's taxonomy places the organism in Eukaryota, Metazoa, Chordata, Mammalia, Perissodactyla, Equidae.
CGCGACUUACUUUGUAAAGGCGAAGCCCGGCCAGGCAGCCCUGCUCGCGCCCGCGUCGAGGCCACUUCCUGCCCCCGGCCGCCCGCGCCAGGCUCGCAGCGCCCGGCCCCCGGCCCCUCGCCGCGCCCGCCGCCAGCCGCCCGCCCAGCGCGCCGCCGCUGCGGAGCCGCGAGCCCGCCGCCCUCCGCUCCCUUCCCGCACGCCCCCUGCCCCUCCCAGGUGUCUGCGAUUUCCCCAGGCGCCCGGGGUGAGUGCGGCGUGCGUGUGAGUGUGUGUGCGUGUGUGUGCAUGAGUGUGGGGUGUGCGGGGCUCCUGCGCUCCGCUCCCGGCCGCCGCCGGACAGGCACGGACGGACCGCGCUGCCUUCCUGGGCGAGCGGCGCCCGGGCACCUGCGCUCGGCCCGGGCGCGAGUGGAGCGCGCGCCGCCGGCCGCCGGCCUCGGGAAGGUCCCGCUGCGUCCCCCCCGGGCUGGAUAUGUUCAUGUUCACGUGAAGAUGGAUUUAGUGUACGGGCUCGUGUGGCUGCUGACAGUCCUCCUGGAGGGGAUCUCCGGCCAAGGAGUGUACGCUCCCCCCACGGUUCGUAUUGUGCACUCAGGCCUGGCCUGUAACAUUGAGGAGGAGCGCUACUCAGAGAGGGUCUACACUAUACGGGAAGGAGAAACCCUAGAACUCACCUGUCUGGUCACAGGACAUCCACGUCCACAGAUCAGGUGGACCAAAACAGCAGGAAGUGCCUCUGACAGAUUCCAAGACUCAAGUGUCUUCAACGAGACUUUGAGGAUUACAAACAUUCAGCGACACCAAGGAGGCCGGUAUUACUGUAAAGCAGAGAAUGGCUUGGGGUCCCCAGCGAUAAAGUCAAUCAGAGUGGACGUGUACUAUUUGGAUGAUCCGGUAGUAACUGUGCAUCAAAGUAUAGGCGAAGCGAAAGAACAAUUUUACUAUGAGAGAACGGUGUUCCUCCGCUGCGUUGCCAAUUCCAACCCACCUGUCCGGUACAGCUGGAGACGCGGCCAGGAGGUGUUACUACAAGGAUCUGACAAAGGCGUUGAGAUUUAUGAACCCUUCUUUACCCAGGGUGAAACAAAGAUCUUAAAACUCAAGAAUCUUCGCCCUCAGGACUAUGCUAAUUACAGCUGCACUGCCUCAGUGAGGAAUGUCUGUAAUAUUCCUGAUAAGAUGGUGUCAUUUAGACUUUCCAACAAAACGGCAUCUCCGUCAAUUAAACUCUUGGUGGAUGACCCUAUAGUUGUAAACCCUGGAGAGGCCAUAACCUUAGUGUGUGUUACGACAGGAGGAGAGCCCGUACCCUCUCUCACCUGGGUUAGGUCCUUUGGGACUCUGCCUGAAAAGACUGUUUUAAAUGGAGGAACUUUGACCAUACCUGCUAUCACCUCAGAAGAUGCUGGUACCUACAGCUGCAUCGCCAAUAAUAACGUGGGAAACCCUGCAAAAAAGUCCACCAACAUCGUUGUGAGAGCAUUAAAAAAAGGACGAUUUUGGAUCACACCAGAUCCUUAUCACAAAGAUGACAACAUCCAGAUUGGGCGUGAGGUGAAAAUAUCUUGCCAAGUAGAAGCUGUCCCUUCUGAGGAGUUAACAUUUAGUUGGUUUAAAAACGGUCGUCCAUUAAGAAGUUCUGAGCGGAUGGUUAUUACGCAGACUGAUCCGGAUGUCUCCCCGGGAACGACCAACUUGGACAUCAUUGACUUAAAAUUCACGGAUUUUGGGACAUACACGUGUGUAGCAUCUCUGAAGGGAGGAGGCAUAUCUGACAUCAGUAUUGAUGUCAACAUAUCCAGCAGCACAGUUCCACCCAAUCUGACUGUUCCACAGGAAAAAUCACCUUUGGUCACCAGAGAAGGAGAUACAAUAGAACUGCAAUGUCAAGUAACUGGAAAACCUAAACCCAUCAUCCUUUGGUCUAGAGCGGAUAAGGAAGUCGCAAUGCCUGAUGGGUCAAUGCAAAUGGAGAGUUAUGACGGAACACUGAGGAUCGUGAAUGUGUCUAGGGAGAUGUCAGGAAUGUACAGAUGUCAGACCAGCCAGUACAAUGGAUUUAAUGUGAAACCAAGAGAAGCCUUGGUGCAGCUCAUCGUGCAGUAUCCUCCUGCCGUGGAGCCAGCAUUCCUGGAAAUCCGGCAAGGACAAGACCGAAGUGUCACUAUGAGCUGCCGGGUACUGAGGGCCUAUCCCAUACGGGUGCUGACCUAUGAGUGGCGUUUGGGCAACAAGUUAUUACGGACGGGUCAGUUCGACUCUCAAGAGUACACAGAAUACCCGGUGAAGAGUCUUUCCAAUGAGAACUAUGGGGUUUAUAACUGUAGCAUCAUCAAUGAAGCUGGAGCCGGCAGAUGCAGCUUUCUUGUUACAGGAAAGGCCUAUGCUCCGGAAUUCUAUUACGAUACCUACAACCCUGUGUGGCAGAACAGACACCGAGUUUAUUCCUACAGUCUGCAGUGGACACAAAUGAAUCCCGAGGCAGUAGACCGGAUUGUUGCAUACCGGUUGGGUAUUAGGCAGGCUGGACAGCAGCGUUGGUGGGAACAGGAGAUUAAAAUAAAUGGAAAUAUUCAAAAGGGAGAAUUAAUUACAUAUAAUUUGACUGAGCUAAUUAAACCAGAGGCUUACGAAGUCCGACUAACUCCUCUCACCAAAUUUGGUGAAGGAGAUUCAACAAUUCGUGUCAUCAAAUACAGUGCUCCUGUUAAUCCUCAUUUGAGAGAAUUUCACUGUGGAUUUGAAGAUGGUAACAUUUGUUUGUUCACCCAAGAUGAUACGGAUAAUUUUGACUGGACAAAGCAAAGUACUGCAACAAGAAAUACAAAAUACACUCCAAACACGGGACCUAACGCUGAUCGUAGUGGCUCCAAAGAAGGUUUUUAUAUGUACAUUGAGACGUCUCGGCCCAGAUUAGAAGGUGAAAAGGCUCGACUUCUCAGCCCUGUUUUCAGCAUAGCUCCCAAAAACCCAUAUGGACCCACGAACACUGCAUAUUGUUUCAGCUUCUUUUAUCACAUGUAUGGACAACAUAUAGGUGUUUUAAAUGUUUAUCUACGAUUGAAAGGGCAGACAACGAUAGAGAAUCCACUGUGGUCUUCAAGUGGGAAUAAAGGACAACGAUGGAAUGAGGCUCAUGUUAACAUAUAUCCAAUCACUUCAUUUCAGCUCAUCUUUGAAGGUAUUCGAGGUCCCGGCAUAGAAGGUGACAUUGCCAUUGAUGAUGUGUCAAUUGCAGAAGGAGAAUGUGCAAAGCAAGACCUGACGACUAAGAAUUCCGUUGAUGGUGCUGUUGGGAUUUUAGUACAUAUAUGGCUUUUUCCCGUUAUCGUCCUCAUCUCUAUCUUAAGUCCUCGAAGGUGACCUUAUACUGGCAGAGGCUAUAAAAGAUUCACCAGGCACUGGCAUGAAGAAAGAGUCUUUGUAAAUGGACAUUGAAAAAACAAACUACCAAAGAUUCCUCUACUGACUACUGACUCAAAAAUAAAAUAAUAAAAACAAAUUUUUUUAAGCACUGGGGAUAAAAAGACAUCAUGGAAGUAUAACUUAUUCCAAACAACAUAUAAAAGAUAAUCUUGACCUGAGUAGAGAAGAGACCUUCAGGUGCUUUUGUGGCUGAAAAGAUUACAGCGUCAUCUGGUCAUCUGGUUGAACUCUGGAAAAAAAAAAGAGCUAUAGAAAUCCUUGUCAAAGCACAAAGUCAUGGCUGGUUUUGUUUCAAAUGAAUAGUUUGCUUGUUACCAUGGAAACCUAAUGGCCUGCCAACAAAAACCUCACUGUAAACAGGGUACGUGAAGAGCUGGCAUUUAUUUUCCUUUCGAGAAGGUUUUACGUAGAGAAUUAAAUAAAUGUAGGCCCUUUUACCUUUGGUUGUUACCCUUCCUUGAAAAUAACCCGAACUCAGAAUUAUUUAAAACAUUCAUGUUCCUCCCUACCCCACCUUUAUGAUUAUUCUGUUUCCCCCCAUGGCUCAGCUAGAUAAUGUAUGCUGUCUCCUUCUGCAUGCACUCCUCUCCAGGGGCUCAACCUGGGCUUACAUAUUACACAGGCUUAUCGGAGUUUGCUUGCGGCCACUUGAACACCCAAACUAAGUCAUCUGUUCCAACGAAGAAACCAAACCACCAUCUUUUAUAAAUUGCCAUGGAAACCAAGUGCCUUCAAUGAAACAAGCCUGAAUAAUUUUCAACUCAGAAGCUUGCACUGCUAAGAGUGGUUUGUGUAAAACUCUUUUUCUAAACAAACUACAGAGCCUCAAUGUGCAAAUUACAGGCAAGACAACAAAGCCGCUUCUGAAAAAGAAAGGACCGGAGCUGCUGCGUGAGCCCAUGCAGACGAGCUGCUUGUUGCUGGACCUCCUGGACGGCCAUGGCCUUCGGCUUCUUGUCCAUUAGAAAAUCACUUCCUUUGAGACCAGACGUGGGAGCAACGCUUUGUUCUUCCAGGUUAUUAAGUGGGUCAACCAGAGUAAAAGGUGGUUAAGAUAAUACUUAGCGCAGAAGGUGAUAAAACACACGAGUGAUUUUUUUACUCUCGCCUCCAUGUGAAAUGAAAUUGGCCCUAGCUUUAGAGGGAGCAAGAAAAUGUGUAUGAUUGCAGUGCACACAAACUCUACAGCGGAACUGGGCCUGAACAAUCUGGCUUUAUUCUAAACACUGAGGGUCGUAUGCCUCUGCCCUUUAGUCAGACUCUGUGCAAAUUGUGAAAUAUUAUUUUAUUAUUUUACCAAGAUUAAAAACACUUUUACAAAAAAACGAAAACCUGUAAAAAUGAUUUUGAGCUACCUGAGGACAAAUCAUACCUUUAACCAGCCAGUUUUCCAACGCAUUGUAAAUUUCACUUAAACCUGUUGGUUAUGAAAAUUUGAAGAUCUUUUUCCUUAAAUUAUCUCAGCUUUUAACUUCAUUUAAAAAGACUUUUGUCUAAAGAAGAAUAUUAUUAUUAUUAUUAUAUGUUCUUUCAACACCCCAGGAUUAAAAAAAAACUGAUUAUGCAAGUAAUUGGGAUAUAAGCAUUAAAUUAGAACAUUUGCAAAUAUUAAUAUAAAAAGCACAACAAAAUGUAGUGGAAAAAUGACAAAGCUUGAUUUUUUAAAAAAAUUCUGUAGAAAUGUUUGUGCAAAUUCAGUAAUUCAACUUAAAAGAUAAUUUUACAGCUAUGUUCAAUAAAGCCUCUUUCCAGGUAAGGUAUGAAAAGCUGUAUGUGUGUUUGUUGAGCAAUGUUCACUGAUCACGAAAAUGAGACUAGUUAUACAAUUUAUCGGUUCUGUGGCCCUGGGAUAAAUCUUCAGUGCUUCAUAAACCCUAAUGUCUGCAGGAAGAAAGUUUAAUAGGAACACCCUGGCGCACUCUUCUAUAUUUGUAAUAGAUGUAAAAAAAGAUGUCAAGCCUUUCAAAGUAAAAUACGAAACAGAUAAGAAGAACUUGGAAUUUAAUGCGUAUCCUCACAGUUAAAGAGGGGACCAGUUGGAAUGUCUAGGUAGUGAUAGAAUUGAGCUAAACCAAAUCUUUUAAAUUAAAAAGAAUAAACAAGUGAGUUUCCUAACUUUUUUGAACAAAUCAGGCAUACUGAAAAAUUUUCAAAAUUACAGUCAUUUUAUCAAACCAAAGAGAUUAAAGUAAAGAAUAUUGGGGCACUUAGCUUAAUAUUUGCUAAAUUUUCCUUCACCUUGGCUUCUAUUUUUUGUGGCAACUAACCGUUUAUCUCCACUAUCCUGCAUGAGUGGAUCAUCCUUUCUAAUUGAACUUCUGCACACUCAUUGCUGAUAAUAUCAAUAAAAAUGUUUUAGGUCUAAAGAGAGGCUUAACUCCUUGCUGCCUUCUUUCCUUGAUCUUUGAUUUGAGUGAGGCUUUUGCAAAAAACUAAGAAGUUUAUAUUCAGAAUAUUUGGAUAUACAUGUGUCCUUUCCAGGAAAACAGUCAAGUCUCCUUUUUCCUAAGUAAGCCUGCACAAGAAAUUCCUGAAGAUGAACGUUUCAAUCCUACUGCUAAGCAUUCAUGAGAUACUAUAGUCUUUCCCUAACCUUUCACACAGUAAGAAUACACAAUUCUUCAGAAGUUCAUGAGAACUGGCUGGUACUUCAAAAAUUAAUUUUGAUUAGAUUUUGAGAAAUUGCAGGUGAUUGCCAAGAACAAAGGGGCCAUCAGAAGAACAGCGAAGCAAUCAGAUUUAUUGAUACAGUAAUAAAAUACGCAUCUCAAGUGGGUUCCGGAUCAUUUAAACAAACCAACAAACUCAGAAUUAGAAUCAGUUUUUUUCACUCCAGAUCAAAUGUUCAGUUGCUUUAAUUGAAAGUAAGUGGAUAAAAAUGCGGGAAAUUUGGGAUAAGUGAAAUGUUAAUCGUGUUAAGUAGUCUCUUCUUUAAUAUUAGUAAUAAUAAUGACAACUUUGAAGCACUUCCCUGUUUACCAAUUGCCUUCCUUUUCCUCAUAUUUUUUGUAUUUAUUAUGAGUUGAACUGACCCACAUACUCCCCCUUUUUCCUUUUUGAUAACAUAUUUUAAGUGUGAUUGAUGCCAAUAUUUUUCUGUUCUUUUAUAGGAAGGCAUCAGGCAAUGGAUCAUUUAAUUUGGGGGGAGAAAGAUUAUACCAUGUAGUCACCAUUAGUUAGGAACAUUACUCUGUUUCAUUAGUUCAAAGAUGCUUGCUUCUCCACAUUUUAACAUCUCUGCAAGCGGGCCUAUUUUAAUUACAAUUGGCAGCAUCUGUGUAGUGAUAUACAUAAAAUAAUGCAGCAUCUUAAAACUCAUGGCCUCUUAGACAUGUUGAAAUUCACUAAUGUUUCCAGAAGUGCCAAAUUAUGGCCAAUAUUAUUACUUUUCAUCAAACUCAAAAGUGAGAAAAAGAUACCCCAUCAGCUUGUUAGGAUUUAUAUGAAAUACUCGUUGACUAUGCAUUAUUUAAAAAUAACGUAACUUUUACUUUGUGCUUUUUGAAAAUCUGAGACUUCUCUUAUAUAUAUUAUAUACAUACCUAGCCUUGCUUUCUUUUUUCCUGCUACCUACUUUUUAGUUCCAUCGUGAAUUACAAACCGCUACGUAUCCCUGAUCUAAAAUAUUUUCUGGUUUCAUGUGAUUCAUAGUACUUAGUAGGUUAGAAGUUUGGCCUGUCGUUAAAUUUUCUUUAAGAGAUUAGAACGAUGCAUGGAACACCACAAUGUCAUGCAAUAGACUAAACUCAUGGUACUUCAUUUCACAUAUAUCAAAACAUGGACUUUGGCAUGGCAAUGAAUUAUGAUCAUUAUAAUAAUCCGAAUUACAAACCAACUGGUCAGUUACAUCUUGUUACAAAUAGUAAAAAUAUUCCCAUUCUUUACUUUUAUAUUUUCAAAUACAACAAAAUAUGAAUGACAACUGUACUAACUUUUCACCAAACAUGCAUUUUUAUUUUAACGACUUUGUAAUAAACUUAUCUGUCAAAAAGUGUAAUUUGAAGAACAAUUAAUUUAAUUCUAGACUGAAGACUGUGUGAAACUGGCUAUGGUAUUUUUCAUGGUCUAUUCUUGUUUGGUUGUUUUUGAUUAGUGGUUUGAAACACGGUGACAGACUCAUCUGAUUUUGAUGGUGUGAUUGACUUAAAAGGAUUCUCUUGAAUGCAUGUUCUUUAUCAAAACCUUUUUUUUUUUUUUUAACGUGCCUUUCAAAGAUCAGGGCCUCUCAACAGACAUUGAAACUGGAAAACUUUUACUCCAAAUUCCUUUUCUUCUUGGUUGACAACUACUUCUUACUAAUUGCUACGCCUGCGUCUCCACAAAGCAGAAGGGGUACUCUUCUUGCAACUGGCUAGUUGAUGUCAAUGAGGAGUUAUUGCAUUUUCUAUGAAAACAAUAAAAUCAUAGGGUUCUGUCCCAAGCUAGUUCCUUUCCUACAAUAUUCCCUUUGUGGCUAACCAAUUUAAUUAGUUUUCUUAGUGCUUAUUUUUAAAAAGCAAUGUCUCUGGCAUUUUCUACUUCAACUUAGGAGAAAAGCUACCACAGAAUGAUCAGAACUUUUUUUCCAAAUCUGAUAUAAAAAGUUCGUUGCUGAGUAUCCGUAAUAUUUAUAAGUAUAUAUAUAUAUAUGUUAUUGCAUAGAAAAAGUAAUGCUUAAAGACUUGAAGUUUUAAUGUGAAAUCUGUCAAUUCAGAAUCAAUCCAUCAUAUGUUCAUGUUUGCUUGGAAACAGAAGUGAAAGUUAGGGAGAAAUAAAUAUUCCAUAUGUUUGUAUAUGGACUGCUUUAUUGACAUAUAUUAAUAUAAAGGUUAUUAAAUUAUGAGUGGUGAUUUCACUACCCUGAACCCACAUGAGUAUAUUGAAAUUAAAGAAUUGAAAUUCAAAAUUUUGAGUAGGGCAGAGGUUAAACUCUGGGUAGAAACUGAAAUAGUUUUGUCAAGGGAAUAUUUACAACUGAUUGAAUUUCAUUUCAAUUGUACUAAUUUUCCAUGAGUUGACCUAAAAUGUAUUCUUAUUUUUCAAUAAAAUGAUGGGAAAUUCUAUGAAAUAGGGAUUAGCUUGUUAGUUUCAGUUUGUUUUUGUAUUGCUCUUAAUUGUUGUCCUGGAUUUCCAGGAUAUCAUUUUUAUUUCUUGAGUCUCAUCAGUUAUAUUUAAAUGUAUACGUUUAAUCAAAUAUACAUUGUGUUCAAUUUAUAUUGAAUAUUAGUUACAUUUUAGAACUCAAAGUUUAGUUUUAACUUACUUUUCCUUUUGACAUUUUCCUUCUGCUAAAUAGUUUCAGAUAGCUGUAUGUUAUUUUCCCUUGAAUUUUCUUUCAAUAAAUGAAAUUAUGUUAAAUACUC